Molecule: messenger RNA, 3220 nt
Organism: Elgaria multicarinata webbii
Lineage: Eukaryota; Metazoa; Chordata; Lepidosauria; Squamata; Anguidae
Gene: OCEL1
Product: occludin/ELL domain containing 1
Exons: 6
Coding region: 253-1923 (556 amino acids)
Biological process (GO): positive regulation of transcription elongation by RNA polymerase II; snRNA transcription by RNA polymerase II
Cellular component (GO): transcription elongation factor complex; membrane
Molecular function (GO): cis-regulatory region sequence-specific DNA binding
Source: RefSeq, a predicted model, not a curated record
CUGGAUUCCUACGUACCCUGGAGACCGCCAGGGAGAAGGAAACGGCGAGUUUCCUCUGAGGCUUUGAAGUCAGACGGUCCAUCUCACCGGCUCCCUCGGUGAAACGCCGUCUCUGCUGCAAGAAUCGGCAAACAGUCGAAGGUGCAGUGAGCAGAACUAUCCAUAGACUUCUAGGUGUGGUCCUCAGCCAAUCCCACUUGCUCCUUUGCAGGACCUGCACAGAAUGGUGCUGAGAGUGAACCAUUUGGGGAAAUGGCCGCUGAAGACACACCUGCUUCAUUCAGAGAGAAGAGGCAGCCAAUGGCAGGUGAGAAUGGAGACCUUCUGAGUGCCUCUAUCCAACUGCAACCAAUGGAACGUUGGGCCAAAGAUUCAGAGAACUCAUUGGGUUCUAGCUACUCAGGCGGUUCCCACUCAUCUCCACGUGGGUUUUUUCCUUCAGCCUCCAGCAACAUACCUCAAGACCAAGAGAUGCCAGCUUUGAAACCUGUCAGGCGGUUCAUUCCGCCAUCUUGGAAGAACUUUUUCCGACCAUGGUGGAGACAGUCCCGGAUGGAGCCAUUUCUCUUGACCUCCUCCCCAAAAGGCGUCGAGCACUCACCACCGGCAUCUCCCGUUUUAGACCACCCUCGGAGAACCAUCUUCGGUUGCGACGGGAGCUCCGGCAGUGACAACAGUGAUAGCGGUGAAGAUUACAAGAAGCCCUUCUCAGCCUCCAUCACCCCUCUGAAGCCUGGCAAGAUGCUGACCGCCACCAGCCAAGGUGACUUCUCAACCACUCCGCCAAGCUACAAGGAGAAAUUGGAGGCCUAUGACCAUAAAUAUGCCUACAUGAAGUCGUGGCCGGGGCUCCUCCGGUUAAUGGGAGGCCUGGAGCUGAUCUUGGGCGGGAUGGUCUUCGCUUGCACAGCAGCUUAUAUCCAGAAGGACUAUCAGUGGUCUCAACUCUACGGAGGCAAUAUUCUGCCCUACAACGGCAUCACAGGAGGGGGAUAUGGCUACAACUACUACGGACCAAUGACGCCGUUCGUGCUGGUGGUGGCCAGCCUAGUGUGGCUAGUGACGGUGAUCUUGUUGGGCCUAGGCGUCACCAUGUACUACCGAACCAUCCUCCUUGAUUCCCACUGGUGGCCUCUGACGGAGUUUGCCCUCAACCUCAUCAUGUUCCUGCUGUACAUGGCCGCCGCCAUCGCCUACGUCAACGACGUCAACCGCGGCGGGCUGUGCUACUCUGUCUUUGCCGCCAACCCGCUCAUCGUGGCCUUGUGCCGGAUCGAAGGCGGGCAAGUGGCCGCCAUCGCCUUCCUCUUCAUCACGAUGCUGCUGUACCUGGUGGGCUCCCUUGUCUGUCUCAAGAUGUGGAGGCACGAAACUGCCAGGAAGCACAUGCAGGCCCUGCCAAAGCCGAUCGUCUUGCGGGUUGGGCCCCACCAAGCCUCUACCCAGGAUGACGCUCAUCCAGCCGGGAAAAUCACCAAGCGCGUCGAGUUCUCGGAGAAGGGAGAAGAGCCGGAGGUGCUAAACCUCUCCAUCCCGACGGGCCACCAUCCCAAGCCGCACAUCGUUCCUGAUUAUCUCAUAAAGUAUCCGGCCAUCGGAAGUCCGGAAGAGCGGGAAAAGUACAAAGCCGUCUUCAACGACCAAUACGCCGAGUACAAGGAGCUACAUAGCGAGGUCCGUGCCGCGCGGCGCAAAUUUCAACACCUGGAUACCAUGAUGUCCAAGUUGCCUCGUCGCUAUCACAAUGAAAAGGAACAGAGUCGGUUUUCUGCCGUGUGGAAAGAAUACAAAACCAAGAAGAAGGAGCCGGCUUACCUGGAGAAGCAGGAGCGCUGCGAUUACCUCAAGAGGAAGCUGGCCCACCUGAAGGCCCAGAUCCAAGCCUACGACCGGGAGUGUGGCGAGGGCUCCAUCUACUUCUGACCGGCGGAGUCUCCCAACCCAGCGUGCAGAACGGCUUUUGGACCCAACCCCGGCUUUGGGUUUCGGAAGAGAUUUCGAUGGCUCCUGGAUUUUGUGGGUCCAGGAAGAGGGUGGCGCGCCUUGGUCUUCUGCCAAAUGCCUGGAGCUUUUGUCUACACAAAGGGAGGGCCUUUGCCCAGCUGGACCAGAAAAGAGGACUAAUUCAGAGCACCGCGGGAGAAACAGGGGCGGGGGGGGGACCCUCCCCGCACGGAGGUCUACCAGAUGGAGCAGAUAUUGCUGCUGUGUGGCCGUGGCUUGCUGCGGUACUUGCACGGACUGUACAUUGGUAAAUUUAUUUAAAAACAGAAAUAAAAAGGGUUAGUAGCUAAAAAGAGAAGGAUUGGCCAGCCAGGGUGGGCUCCGUCGCCUGUGCUUCAAGGUCUCCACGGCCGUGUUCACCCCAACCUCCAGCCCCUGCGUCUCCUGAGGUCCCUGCCCAGGACUGCUCCACAGAAUUCCUGCCCACCCUGCUCCACUCACUAUCCCUCGCUGCCCUUUAUUCCUGGGACCCUGUUACAGGGCCCCAAAGAAUUCCUGCCCACCCUGCUCUGCCCACUCUUCCUCACUGCCCCUUAUUCCCGGGACCCUUCUUUCUGCGCCUUCCAUGAAAUCUUUGACUUGUCCUCUUAAUCGCCCUCCCCAAGUAGAACCAAACUUUACUCACAGGGCAGUGUAAUGUACUGCUCUUGUACCCUUCCUAUCCGUCCCCACGCCGCCUCUGUCACUUUUAUUUCCCCCACUGUAAGCUUCUUGAGGGCAGGGACCUGCCAAUUUUGCUCAUAACCCUAGAAAAAAACAGCUACGAACUCAAGGCGACUUACACGGUCCUCUUCCUCUCCUCCAUUUUGUCCCACAACAACCCUGUGAGGUAGGUGAGGCCGAGAGUCAGUGGUUGCUCCAAAGUCACCCAGGGAGCUUCAUGAGAUAAAUAGGGACUAGAAUGCUCUAACCACUACACUACACUGUCUCUCUCAGCUGGUGCUCAAAAGCGAUUUCACCAACGCCCACAAGCUAUGGCGCAUCUUUCACCAAGCCGAUUGCAUGUCCCAGCAUCCCCUUCCGGUCAGGGUGCUGGUUGACAAGAUGGGUGUUGUAGUCCCUGCCCAUCCACCAGCCAUUCCUGGGCCUUCUCCCGCCAGUUGCAAAGCCUGCAAGAGCCUGGUUGCCUGGGGGUGAGAGAAAAAAGUGGGGUUUCUUUUGCCCUCUGUUUUUACAAAGAGGAAAGAUCAUAGAAUCAUAGAAUAGCAGAGUUGGA